AUGGCUUUAAGAAGAAUUGUUGGUGCUUAUCGCACAACUCCUAUUGCGGUACUACAAAAGGAAGCUGGUAUUAUGCCAUAUAGUAUUAGGCUAAAAUUUAUGGUGGCACGAAAAGCUAUUCGUUUACACCUAAAUAUUAGCAAAACUAAUCCUAUUAAUGGUCAUUUGUUAACAUUGAUUGAGAAAUCUCCAAUUGCAAAGCUAACCACGCUUUACAUGUUGGCGAAAGAUGAUAGAGACUAUAUGAUUAAAAUAGAUGAAAAACGAAAAUGCAAGAGGGUUGAACCUCUUACACUGAAACAACAACAAAAUCAGACGAUUGGAAUUUUGAAAAAACAAGCAAUGGAAGAAUGGCAAGAAAUGUAUUGGAACAGCAGUAAGGAUCUGUGGUAUCAUAAUAUCACAGUGGAGUCGAAAUGUACUGAUAAUCUUUCCAAAAUGGUUACGGGAGUGAUCAUGAAGAAAGAUAGUCGAAGGAUCUUGAGUAAUAUUACUCAAUUUCGCACAGGCCAUGGCAACUUUGGCGCAUGGUUUAAAAAGUUUGGAAUUGAAAAGGAUAGUUACAACUGCAAAUGUGGAGAGCUGGAAACAGUUCAUCACAUUUUAGUUGAGUGUCCUUUGCUUGAAGAGGAAAGAAAAGGACUGAAACGGAUAUCUCCAGAGAUGGACAUGUCGACUCUCUUAAACAGUUUAACUGGCUUACAAGAGAUUAAGGAAGUUAAAUUGCUUGGAAUUACUUUGAACAAUCUGCUUGAUUUUAAAUCUCAUAUUUUGAAUAAAAUCAAUAAAGCAAGAAAAGCUGUUGGUGCUAUUUGGCAUCUUGGUGGCGUGCAAAAAGGUAUGCGAGGGUCUGCAGUCAGAUCACUGUAUAUUGCUUGCGUGAGACCAAUUGUCGAAUAUGGCUUAGAAAUUUGGCAUCACAAAAUUUUGAAAGGAGAAAUCCACAAGUUGGAAGUAAUGCAGAAUAUGGCUUUAAGAAGAAUUGUUGGUGCUUAUCGCACAACUCCUAUUGCGGUACUACAAAAGGAAGCUGGUAUUAUGCCAUAUAGUAUUAGGCUAAAAUUUAUGGUGGCACGAAAAGCUAUUCGUUUACACCUAAAUAUUAGCAAAACUAAUCCUAUUAAUGGUCAUUUGUUAACAUUGAUUGAGAAAUCUCCAAUUGCAAAGCUAACCACGCUUUACAUGUUGGCGAAAGAUGAUAGAGACUAUAUGAUUAAAAAGGAUGAAAAACGAAAAUGCAAGAGGGUUGAACCUCUUACACUGAAACAACAACAAAAUCAGACGAUUGGAAUUUUGAAGAAACAAGCAAUGGAAGAAUGGCAAGAAAUGUAUUGGAACAGCAGUAAGGAUCUGUGGUAUCAUAAUAUCACAGUGGAGUCGAAAUGUACUGAUAAUCUUUCCAAAAUGGUUACGGGAGUGAUCAUGAAGAAAGAUAGUCGAAGGAUCUUGAGUAAUAUUACUCAGUUUCGCACAGGCCAUGGCAACUUUGGCGCAUGGUUUAAAAAGUUUGGAAUUGAAAAGGAUAGUUACAACUGCAAAUGUGGAGAGCUGGAAACAGUUCAUCACAUUUUAGUUGAGUGUCCUUUGCUUGAAGAGGAAAGAAAAGGACUGAAACGGAUAUCUCCAGAGAUGGACAUGUCGACUCUCUUAAAUAGUUUAACUGGCUUACAAGAGAUUGUAAGCUUUAUCUCUGCUUGGAGGGAUUAA
Magnusiomyces paraingens is the source of this 1707-nucleotide messenger RNA. RefSeq lists its product as uncharacterized. Lineage: Eukaryota; Fungi; Ascomycota; Dipodascomycetes; Dipodascales; Dipodascaceae. Bases 1 to 1707 code for a protein of 568 amino acids. The transcript is spliced from 2 exons. The record is from RefSeq and is a predicted model, not a curated record.